GAAAGCACAAAAAAUUUGUAAACAAGAGAAAAGUGAGGCAAUCCUUCAGAAUUACUUAGAUCUUUGCAGACAACUUAAAAUUUCCACAACACACAGGAACAAUAUAACUGCAACAUGAAAAUGAAAUUAAAAUGAAAUAAAAUCAUGUCCUAAAAACUUGAUCAACUACGCUGACACGAAACUGAAAAGCAACAAUCUUCCAUCUCAAACGCAUCUCGGUGGGGAUCAGGAAAUCUGCAUAGCAAAGAUAACGAAGUAAAUCGGCCGGAAUGGUCCAAUAAACUAGAAUUUUUGAUGUCAUGUAUUGCAAUGUCGGUCGGAUUAGGAAACGUCUGGCGUUUUCCUUUUACUGCAUAUGAAAAUGGGGGAGGAGCAUUUCUGAUUCCCUAUAUAAUAGUGCUUCUUGUAAUCGGUCGACCACUAUAUUAUCUAGAAAUGAUAUUAGGCCAAUUUACACAACGUAGCUCGGUUAAAGUGUGGUCAAUUUCACCGCUUUUUAAAGGUAUUGGUGUAGGUCAACUCAUUGGAACGACGUCAGUACUUAGCUACUACAUGUCGCUAAUAGCAAUAACCUUAUCAUAUCUCUUUGCUUCGUUUGCCACGGAGCUACCAUGGGCAAAGUGUAUGGAUUCAGCCAAAGAGAAUUGCGUUGAUGCUGUAAACACCGAUAUAAAUAGCCAAAAUUCAUCUAUUCAAAGUAUAAGUAGCUCCGAAGUUUAUUUCCUUAACGUGGUAUUGAAAGAAAAAGCUGACAUUCAUGAUGGUGUUGGCACUCCGGAUUGGAAACUAACGCUAUGGUUACUAGUUGCGUGGAUUACUGUGUUUUUAGUGCUUGUACGUGGAGUUAAAAGCUCUGGAAAAAUUUCGUAUUUUCUGGCACUUUUCCCGUAUGUUGUGCUAAUUACCAUUUUAAUCCGUGCGCUUACACUGGAAGGUGCUGUUAAUGGACUAAUUUUCUUCAUAAAACCCCAAUGGGAGGAGUUGCUCAAUCCAAAGGUGUGGUACUCCGCAACAACACAAUUGUUUUUUUCGCUUUCUGUCGGAAUGGGAACUAUCGUCAUGUUUUCAUCAUACAAUAACUUCCAUCACAACAUACAUAGAGAUGCAAUGAUAGUGACAUGUUUGGAUACAUUUACUAGUCUUCUAGCUGGUAUGACAAUCUUCAGUGUUCUUGGAAACCUAGCACAUAACUUGGGAAUAGAAGAUAUUUCCAAAGUGGUUAAAAGUGGUACGGGUUUGGCUUUCAUAUCAUAUCCAGAUGCCAUCGCAAAAUUCAAUGUUGUUCCACAGCUGUUUUCCGUUUUAUUUUUCUUCAUGAUGUUCGUGCUAGGUCUUGGUUCAGCAGUAGCUCUUCAUAGCACCUUAAUCACUGUUGUUUGGGAUGCGUUUCCUAAAUUCAAAUACUGGCAAGUUGCUAUUGUAUUAUCAUCUAUCGGAUUUCUCACCGGACUUGUAUAUGUGACCCCGGGUGGACAAUGGAUACUGAAUCUUGUAGAUCAUUACGGAGGAACUUUCCUGAUAUACAGUUUGACCAUUUUACAAAUGGCAGUUAUCUUCUGGAUAUAUGGUUUGGAAAAUUGGUGCCAUGAUGUCGAAUUCAUGGUUCAAAGGAAGGUCGGUCCCUACUGGCGGUUAUGUUGGGGAUUAUUCUCCCCAUUUUUAAUGAUAAUAGUUUUUAUAUACUCGCUAGUUAAGUACGAAUGGCCUACAUAUGGUGAUAAACUCUAUCCAACUAACGCGUAUAUCUGCGGAAUUAUGAUAUUUGUUUCAGGAUUUUCUCAAACGCUUUUGUGGGCGGUGUGGGUUCUAUAUCGAAAUUCAAAUGGAAUUCGAAUUUUGGAUAAAAUUAAAUUUUCUGUUAAACCGAGUCAAAACUGGGGCCCUAGAUCUGAAAUGCAUAAAAAAUCGUGGAUUAAGUAUAAAGAAGAAGCUAAGAAAAGGCGUACUGAAAUUAUGAACACUAAAAAGCAUUCCACAUUCGUAAACAAAAUCUACAUAUUACUCGGAUUAUAUGAUGAUUUUAUACUGCUAGACAAUAAUUAAUUUUAGCAUGUUUGAAAAUCUGAAAAAUAUGUUCUUCGAUGUAAGGUUUCGAAGCCCUAAUAAUAGAAUAUGCUCAUAAAAUGAUAGUACAACAGAGAGGAAAAAGUAGUAGAACUGAAUGAAUAAUA
Molecule: messenger RNA, 2171 nt
Organism: Malaya genurostris
Lineage: Eukaryota; Metazoa; Arthropoda; Insecta; Diptera; Culicidae
Product: sodium-dependent nutrient amino acid transporter 1-like
Exons: 10
Coding region: 295-2043 (582 amino acids)
Biological process (GO): sodium ion transmembrane transport
Cellular component (GO): membrane
Molecular function (GO): L-amino acid transmembrane transporter activity
Source: RefSeq, a predicted model, not a curated record